AAGUUAUGUGAAUCAAACAUCCAACAAAAGAUAUUGAAAGGCCCCUGAAAAACGAAUUCAAAGCCAAAAAAUUGGGAGCAGAAAGAGGCAGCAGCUUGGUAAAACCUGGAGUUCAAAAUCGUACUGUGAACAGUGACUUCGAAUCCAAAUAAUGCUCAAUUCAUAGAGGUCAUCAAUUGGAAUGAAAAUCCGACUUCAGGCCUUGAAUAAUCAUCCCAAGCCGCCCCUAAACCCCCAAAAAUUAGCCAUCAAACGUGCUGGAAACGAGGUCAAUUGGAAUCUUGAUGUUCGUCAAUGAACAGUAAAAUUCGAACUUUGACCUGCGAUUUCACCCAAUUACAACAGCGUAAUCCAAAAACCAAGCCUGGGAAUGGAUUCUUCGGCUCCAAACGAAUCAAGAGCUCCAAAAUCGUGCCAAAAACAUCAAGAUUAAGGCUGGAAUCGGAAGUUUCAAUAUUGAUGAACAGUGCCAACGGGACUGCCUGGCCGUACCACUUGAAUGGUUUUUUGGGGAGACAUAGUUCCACUGGCGCAGAGGGGGACUCGAACUCGAGACCUCUCCUCUUGAAGGAUUGUGAUGUUAGUGUUGCUGAUAAUGUGGCAGGGCUCGUGAUGGCGAGGACCACGAUGACGAGGUCCACGAUGAUGAGGACCAGGAGGGUGGAUAUCACGAGGGUGCCGGUCAUUAGGGCCCAAUUCUUCGCACUGCGCGAGGAGGCUAGACAGAAAGGGCUCCAAGUCACCGACAAGGAAAUAUAUAUGGAGAAUGAGAAAAUCGAUGAGAUGUUUGAACGAUUCUCCAAAAUCGUCAAUGAUCUCCAUGCGCUCAAAAAGACGUACAUGAACAAGGAGCUUUUGAGAAAAAUCCUGCGGAGUCUCACACUGGAAUGGCGCUCCAAAGCCGAUACCAUCCAAGAGUCCAUCGGCAUCACCAACGUCACCAUCGACGGGCUUAGAGGUAACCUCAAAACCUAUGAGUCUACCAUUCUUUUCCCCUCUUUAGGUGAACAAAAGAAGAAGGGGAUUGAACUCAAGGCUUCCUCAAGCCAAGAACCCGCCAUGGAGGAAUCAAGCGAUGAAGAAAACGAGUUCGGGCUUGUUAUCAAGAAAUUCCACAAGUUCAUGCGAAAGGAGUAUGAACGAAAGGGCAAGAAACAUGGAGGACCACCCAAGUGUUAUGGGUGUGGAGAAAUCAGGCAUAUCAAGCCAAAAUGCCCAAAUGCCAAAAAUGAGAAGGAGAAGAAACCGUUCAAGAAGCAUCGAGCUUACAUCUCGUGGGGAGGUGAUUCUGGAGACGAGUCAUCGGAAGGUGAAGAAAAUGAAAGCGCCAACCUUUGCCUCAUGGCACACGAGGACCACCGGAAGAGGUGUGUACCACUUCUAAAGAUUCCUACACUUUUGAUGAUGUACAAGAAGCCUUUAAUGAAAUUUAUGAUGAAUAUGUCAACGCUUCUAAAAUUAACAAGGAUUUAAAGAAACAACUUACUUUCAUGGAGAAGGAAGUUGAUAAACUAUCAACAGAUAAUGAAAAACUUAAAGAAGAAAAUUAGUUUUUCGGAAAAAGAAGUGCCGAUGGAAAGUUCAAAAUGUAGUUCUUGUACAUCACUUAAGCAACAAGUUGCAAAACUUGAAGGAACCUUGAAGAAGUUUGGUGUUUCUCUUAAAAACCUUAAUGAUGUUCUUGACAAUUUGCAACUUACUAAACAUGGCUUAUGGUU
Cuscuta campestris is the source of this 1718-nucleotide messenger RNA. The record is from the annotation of a GenBank genome assembly. Lineage: Eukaryota; Viridiplantae; Streptophyta; Magnoliopsida; Solanales; Convolvulaceae.